AUUCACAAUCCAUUCACAAAGCAAUUGAAAGAAGAAAGAACCCUUGUGACAGACAGGGAUCGAAUAACUGAAGAUGGCUACGUCUUCCAAAUUUCCUCUCUACCUCGCUGCGUUGCUGCUUCUAUCUGGGUUUGCGGUGUCAAUUGUGGCGGAAGUGACGCCACCAGCUUGCAAAAGGGAUGUGGAUUGCCUUUGGUAUUGCGAGCGGAUCCAUCAGGGACUUGCUCUUUGCGACGACAAAACUGGCUUUUGCAUUUGCCUGCCCAGAGGCGACGGC
Molecule: messenger RNA, 277 nt
Organism: Linum tenue
Lineage: Eukaryota; Viridiplantae; Streptophyta; Magnoliopsida; Malpighiales; Linaceae
Source: the annotation of a GenBank genome assembly